This is a messenger RNA of Leptosia nina, 690 nucleotides long. Lineage: Eukaryota; Metazoa; Arthropoda; Insecta; Lepidoptera; Pieridae. The record is from the annotation of a GenBank genome assembly.
AUGCAGAAUCCAAACGAAGAUACAGAAUGGAACGAUAUUUUACGAUCAAAGGGGAUAUUACCUAAAAAAGAAAAGGAAGUAUCCGAAGAUGAGAUUGUUAAUAUGAUUGAACAGACAAUACAGCAGAAACAGGCUGAAAAGGACAAACAGCUAUCAGAGUUAGAUCUAGAUGGCCUAGAUGAAUUGGAAGAUUCUGAGGAUGAAGCAGUUAUAGAAGAAUAUAGACAAAAACGCAUUGCCGAAUUAAAGCGUCUGGCUGAGAAAACAAAGUUUUGUGAUGUCAAAGAAAUUUCUGGGCAAGACUAUGUACAAGAGGUGAAUAAAGCUGGAGAAGGAAUUUGGGUUGUCAUUCAUUUAUAUAAACAGGGAAUACAACAAUGCGCCCUUCUAAAUCAACACUUGCGAGAAUUAGCUGCAAAAUAUCCCUAUACUAAGUUCUUGAAGGCUAUCGCACAAACAUGUAUACCCAAUUUCCCAGAGAGAAAUUUGCCAAGUGUUUUUGUGUACUUUGAAGGAGAUUUAAAGAAACAGUUCGUUGGGCCACAUGAACUGAGAGGCACUUCCCUAACUUGUGAUGAACUUGAAUUCUUGUUAGGUAAAGUUGGUGCUGUUGAUACCAAAAUAAAAGAAGACCCAAGGCCUAAGAUCAAAGAUAAACUGUUUACAGAUCUAGGGAAUAAUGAUUGGUGA